GCUAUCACCACACCAUUGGAAUGUGAUUAAAAUCGACCAAUCAGAAACUUGGCAAGUAUUUACAAAUCGUACGUCAUCAAAUGUGUAUUAUCUCUCUGGCUGUUUGUAACAUCAUGUAUUUUUUUUUUCAAUCGUAUUCAAGAUUAGACUCAAGAGUUUCGGGAGACUAUUGUUGCUGCUGCAAAGGACUACUAAUAGUUGAAACGCGGACGUCGUGUGAAGUACGUCGUUCAUACUGUCUUUCUUUAUGUGCGAUGUUCAUAGUGCCGAAGAAAGGGAAUCAGUAUUUUUUAUUUAUCAUAUGAUUAUUCUUGACAAUCGAUCUAAACGAAUUAACAAUAAACGACAUAAAGUAUAAGAGAAUUCCGAAAUGAAUUUAUCGUUUGCUGGUUGCGGUUUCCUUGGUAUUUACCAUGUUGGUGUAGCAGUGUGCUUUAAGAAAUACGCUCCACAUUUACUUUUGGAUAAGAUUAGUGGUGCAUCGGCUGGUGCUAUCGCUGCUUGUUGUCUUCUUUGUGAUUUACCCCUCGGGGAGAUCACAAGUAACGUAUUACGCGUUGCGCGUGAAGCACGACAACGAACUCUUGGUCCAUUUAGUCCAUCAUUUAAUGUACAGGAGAUAUUGUUAGAAAGUUUACAGAAGCAUCUGCCUAAUGAUGCUCAUAUUCGUGUUAGCGGCAAGCUUCACGUUUCCUUAACAAGAGUAUACGACGGAAGAAAUGUAAUUGUUUCACAAUUCUCGUCUAAGGAAGAUUUAUUGCAGGCAUUAUUGGCUAGUGCAUUUGUCCCAAUUUUUUCUGGUCUCUUACCACCAAGAUUUCAUGGUGUUAGAUAUAUGGAUGGUGGUUUUAGUGAUAAUCUUCCUACACUUGAUGAAAAUACUAUUACAAUUAGUCCUUUUUGUGGGGAAAGUGAUAUUUGCCCUAGAGAUGUUUCUUCCCAACUUUUCCAUGUCAAUCUUGCCAAUACAAGUAUUGAGCUUUCAAGACAAAAUAUAUAUAGGUUUGCAAGAAUACUUUUCCCACCAAAUCUAGAGAUGCUCUCAAACAUGUGUAAACAAGGUUUUGAUGAUGCAUUAAGAUUUCUUCACCGCAAUAAUUUACUUAAUUGUACCCGAUGUUUAGCUGUACAGUCCACAUUUGUAGUCUCAGAAACUCUUGAUGAUAACAUGGAUUAUGAUCCUGAAUGCCUAGAAUGUAAAAUGCAUAGACAGGAAGCGCUAGUAUCUAAUUUACCUGAAACAGUUAUGACCAUAUUUCAAGAUGCAAUUGAUUCUGCCAAUAAAGGUCUCAUUAAUUGGUUAUUUAAACAUCGAAGUGUAAAGCUUUUAUCAUUACUUAGUCUACCAUGUACACUGCCAGCAGAUGUAGUAUAUGCAACUUUCACAAAGUUUAUUUUGAAUGUGCCUAAAUUGCGAAGGAACCUAUUAGAAUUAAGAACAUUUUUAUUAAACGAAUUAUGUAUGCUAUUUCCUAAAAUCAAUGCCUAUUACCAAGUGCCACAGACUAUUAAAUGUCAGUUAGACAUUACAGAAUAUGGCUCAAACAUAUAUGAUAUGGAAGUAGCAGACAAGACUGAUAAUUUAUAUAAAAAUAAGAAAAAUCUAAAUUUGACAUUACAAUACAAUGAAUUACAACCAUGGGAGGAUAAUAGUAAUACGUCAAAUUGUGUUAUAAAUAUGUCCAAUCUUUCAACUGUUGAUGAUACUUUUGAAAAUAUUCUUCAGGUAACUUCUGAGCAAGAAGCUGUAAUGGCAUAUUAUUACAUGGAUGAUAAUAACAAAGUGCAAGUGACAGAGAUAUUUGACGUUACAGACUCCGAUUCACAUGCAAUGUUAUCUAUAGAAGAAAUUGAAAAUAAUACAAAAUUACAAUUUGAUGAAUGGGAUACACCCACAUGGUUAUCUCAACACACCCUCAAUGAUACUGUAACAGAAUCCCUAUAUACUGAUGCAGAUCAACAAAGCAUAGAAAAUUUAUCAGAAAUGUCUUUAGAAGAUGAUAUUUUGGGUGUGUUAAAUACAUCUUCUGAUCCAGAGAGUGAAUGGGAAAUAAGUAAAAAUUUACAAACAACAAGAGCUUCCAACCCACCAAUUUUCCAAUCAGAAAUGGAUUAACAAUGAUUAAAGAUUUAAAGUAAAAUAGAUUUUUUCUUAUGAUAAUUGAUAUAGACAAUGAGUAUCAUCACUAUCUAUAGUCAAUUAUAUUAUCAGGUAUGCAUAUUUUUGUAGUCAAUAAUGUUGGUGAUAUUAUAGAGAGAAAUAGUAUCAGUGUGCUCAAUAUUGAUAAUUUUUUAUAACAUUUGAAGAACAUGUCGUUUAAAGAAGUAAAGAGUAUGGAUGAAAACACUUUUAUUAAACAAGAGCAGUCUGUGUUAUGCACUGAUAAGUAUAAGAUGCAAUACAAGUAACCAUAUAAAAAUGUGAUAUAUAUAUAUAUAUAAGAAGUAUCUUCAACAGAGCAUACGCAGUAUUUUAUUAUUAAUGUAUCAUGGUAAAAAACAUUUAACAUCAUUAUUAAAUACUUGUAAAUCAAGUAUGAGUAGAUCUCCAAGAAAGAGGCUGACUAUGAUGGAAAUGCACAUCAUAAAAGAUAUUUAUUCGGAUUUUAUGUUGAGUGUUGUUAGAAGUUUCAUAUGUUAACCACAAUGCUUCUACACUCCUCGUCAAAAAGAUAACCCAGGUGUGCGAUCUUUAAUUUCUCAAUGACGCGUGUAAUCGUUUUUCGUUUGUAACGUAUAAUAUAAAAACAUUAUGAGCAUGAGAAUAUGCGGUUCGUUGAAAAUAAUUAAAAAUAUUAUGAGGUUUAGUGUGUGACAAAAAAAAUUGUUUUAUUUUAAGAACGAAAUGAUAACACACUCUGUUAAUAUGUUUAGAAAUUGCUCAGUAGUUCAUGAUCUAUCAACGAGUAAAGAUUAUAGUACAAUGUUAUAUAAAUUUGUAAGGGACGCGGAAAGAGAUUAAACGAGUCUGAAAAAAAGCAAAUUCUUGAACUAAAACAGCAACAGUUAUCAGUAGCAAAAAUAUCGAAAAUAAUAAGAAGAAGUCGUAAAGUAAUACACAAUUUCUUUAAAAAUGUUGAAGAUUGUGGCAAAAAGAAAAGUACUGGUCGACCGUCAUCGUUAUCUGAUCGUGAUAAGCGAGCAAUCUUGCGCGUAGCUUCCAACUCGCAGUUAACAACGAAGCAAAUAAUGGAAAAAUCUAUUGUUAGUGCCACUAUUUCAAGUGUUUGUCGAGUUUUAUUAUCCUGCAAAGAUAUUAAGAGGCUACGAUUGAAAAAGAAACCUUCGUUAACAACGAAACACAAAAUAGAAUGUUUACGCUUUGCAAAAGAAAGAAUGCAUUGGAAAAAGAAAUGGAGAAGGGUACUAUUUUUAUAUGAAAAAGAUUCAACUUGGAUGGUUCUGAUGGGUUCAAAUAUUAUUUUCAUGACAUAAGAAAAGAGACAAUGUCAGCAAUUCGACGACAAAUGGAAGAAGGCAGCGUGAUGGUUUGGGCCGGCAUCGGUUAUUUUGGCAAGACAAGUAUCAAGUUCUUCAAUGGGAGAAUGAAUAGUGUCCGAUAAAUAAAUUUAAUCAAAGAACAAAUAAAUAAUCCUGCAGAACGCAUUUCUGGACCUGAUUACAUCUUUCAACAAGAUAAUGCAUCUGUACACACAUCAAGAUUAGUCCAAUCAUAUUUUAAUGAAAAUAAUAUAUCUAUUUUGCCGUGGCCUGCACGCUCCCCGGACCUUAAUAUUAUUGAAAAUUGUAGGACAGAACUUGUUCACGGCGUAUACGCGGAUGGAAAGCAGUAUCAACAAGUACAAGAAUUAAAAAAUGCAAUUAUACGCAAAUGGGAUACGUUAAGUCAAAAUUAUAUCCAGAAACUAUAUAAAUCGAUACCAAAUCUUAUAAUAGAAGUAAUGGAAAAUAAAGGGGGAUGUACCCAUUAUUAAAUAAAUAUAUAUGUUUGAUAAGUAAUUAUUGUUAGUUACAGUUUAUGUUGAUUAUUAUUUUCUUAUUGUACAUGUGUUAUCAUUUCGUUCUUAAAAUAAAACAAUUUUUUUUGUUACACACUAAAUCUCAUAAUAUUUUUAAUUAUUUUCAACGAACCGCAUAUUCUGAGCUCAUAAUGUUUUGAUAUUAUAUGUUACAGACGAAAAACUUUACACGCAUCAUUAAGAAAUUGAAGAUAGCACACCUGGGUUAUCUUUUUGACAAGGAGUGUAAGCAUGAGAGCUGAGUAAUUUUUUUUCCCCAUUUUUUCUCCUUUUCUAAUUCUAUUAUACUUCUUAGUAAAAAUAUUUAUGUAGAUAUUUUCCAACACUGAGCAGUGCCAAAUUAUUUGUGCAGUUCCUAUUUGCAAUAAAUACUUAAACAAAUAAUGAAAUUAAUUAUUUAAAUUAGAAUAAGAAAACAAAUUUUGUUAUUGCAUACAGCUGGAACUGAAUGCCAACUAAUAUACAAAAUUUUUAUACCGUUUGUUAUUGACGUAAUCACUGUUGAGGAUAUUUAAUUAUGGUUAAAGAAUGACAUUUUUGUAUCAUAUACUGAACUAAAUAUCAUUACGUAAUAAGUGACUUAUAGCAAUAAUUAUAAAAAGCACAAGUUAUACAUUUAAUUACAUAUUAAAUUAUAUUAUUAUUAAAAAAAAAUUGCUGUGUUUAUAGGUAUAUGUACUGUACCAUAUGUUUGACGUAUGUAUUAAUUUAGUAUAGGUAUAAGAACAUCCCAGAUUAUUAUCAUGUAACUUAUAUGUAAAUGUUAUAUAUGUAUUAAUUUUUAUAUGUUUAAAAAGUGAUACUGUAUAUUACUUAAUCUAUCUAAAUUGUACAUAAAAAAUGUUUUAUGGUGUUAAAAACUGUAUAUAGUUACAUAAUUGAAAUUUAUUUAUUUUUUCCGGCUUUA
Molecule: messenger RNA, 4887 nt
Organism: Bombus huntii
Lineage: Eukaryota; Metazoa; Arthropoda; Insecta; Hymenoptera; Apidae
Gene: bmm
Product: 1-acylglycerol-3-phosphate O-acyltransferase Pnpla3
Exons: 12
Coding region: 371-2116 (581 amino acids)
Biological process (GO): lipid homeostasis; triglyceride catabolic process
Cellular component (GO): membrane; cytoplasm; lipid droplet
Molecular function (GO): triacylglycerol lipase activity
Source: RefSeq, a predicted model, not a curated record